Molecule: messenger RNA, 2157 nt
Organism: Anoplopoma fimbria (sablefish)
Lineage: Eukaryota; Metazoa; Chordata; Actinopteri; Perciformes; Anoplopomatidae
Product: nuclear factor 7, ovary-like
Exons: 2
Coding region: 108-1550 (480 amino acids)
Molecular function (GO): zinc ion binding; protein binding
Source: RefSeq, a predicted model, not a curated record
GUACUGGAGUUUAAUCCUGGAAUACUGGCGCUACAAUCUGCUGCUGACUUCCUAUUAUAAACUUUAGUUUAUAAGGAGAAACAACUCAAGCUUCACUCUGAGACAAAAUGGCUUCACGAUCAGAAGAAGAUCACUGCUGUCCUGUUUGCUAUGAAAUCUUUAAAGACCCUGUUGUUCUGUCGUGUAGCCACAGCUUCUGUAAAGACUGUCUGAAGAGCUGGUGGAGAGAGAAACAAAUACAAGAGUGUCCGGUUUGUAAGAGAAGAUCAUCAAAGAGUGAUCCUCCUCGUAACUUGGCUUUAAAGAACCUGUGUGAGGCCUUUUUACUGGAGAGAGAUGAGAGAGGUUCAGAGACUCUCUGCAGUCUGCACUCUGAGAAACUCAGACUCUUCUGUCUGGACCAUCAGCAGCCGGUGUGUGUCGUCUGCAGAGAUUCAAAGAGACACAACAACCACAGAUUCAAACCCAUCGAUGAAGCUGCACAGGAUCUCAAAGAGGAGCUCCAGAAAUCCCUGAAGCCCUUAAAGGAGAAACUGAAGCUCUUUGAAGAAGUUAAAGGAAACUGUGAUCAAACAGCAGAACACAUUAAGGUCCAGGCCCAACGCACAGAGAGGCAGAUUAAGGAUCAGUUUAAGAAGCUUCACCAGUUUCUACAAGAGGAAGAGGAGGCCAGGAUCUCUGCUCUGAGGGAGGAAGAGGAGCAGAAGAGUCAGAUGAUGAAGGAGAAGAUUGAGUCUCUGAGCAGAGAGAAAGCAGCUCUUUCAGACACAGUCAGAGCCACAGAGGACGAGCUGAGAGCUGAAGACGUCUCAUUCCUGCAGAACUACAAGGCUGCAGUGGAAAGAGUCCAGCAGCGCCCCCUGCUGGAGGAUCCACAGCUGCUCUCAGGAGCCCUGAUAGACGAGGCCAAACACCUGGGCAACCUGACCUUCAACAUCUGGAACAAGAUGAAGGAGAUGGUUUCCUACUGUCCUGUGAUUCUGGAUCCAAACACAGCUCAUCCAGAACUCAUCCUGUCUGAAGAUCUGACCAGUUUGAUAUUGGGAGAGAAACAGAAGCUUCCUGAAAACCCAGAGAGGUUUGAUCAGCAUCAGGUUGCUCUGAGCUCUGAGGGUUUUAACUCAGGGACUCACAGCUGGGACUGUCAGGUUACACAUGAUAGAUACUGGGCCAUAGGUGUGAUAAAUGAGUCUGUCCGGAGGAAGGGGGAAAUCUCAACUGGAUUCUGGGAAAUAUGUUUCCGUGAUGGAAAGUACAUAGCAGCCUCCCCACCGCUCCCAAAUAUAGAUCUGUCAGUGAAGAAGAAGCUCCAGAGGGUCAGAGUUCAUCUGGACUUUGACAAAGGAAAACUGUCGUUCUCUGAUCCUCAUACUAACACACACAUACACACCUUCACACACAGAUUCACUGAGAGACUGUUUCCAUACAUUGACACCACAAAUGAACUCCCAAUGAAGAUAUUACCAAUGAAAGUCUCUGUAUCUGUGGAACAACACAUUCCCUUGUUUGAGAGGUUUUCAGCUGCUUUUAAUGCAUUCUUUUCAGGUUGAGUAUGAGUAUUCAAAAAUGCUAUAAUUUGGCAUCUCAAUGAUCCUAUAAAAACAUUAUUUACCCAAAUUGAAUAUGAUUUUUUUCCCCCCAGGUUUGAAACACUGGAAUAUUUGUAUAGCGCAAACAUCUGUGCAGGAUAUGUUUUUAAGUUAUAGUCUCUUUUCAUUUUUGGAAUUGUAUGUGUUGUAAGCAGUAUAUGUGAUAUUAAUCUUCAUUGUAAACAGACUGUUUCUGCAGGUAGUACACAAGAAAUCAAGAUACUUUACAGUCUAAUUAAUCCUUUUUCUUUUGGAAUUUUGUAGUCUGCAUGUUGAGUUUUUUGAAUACUUCUUUACUUUUCUUUUUUCUAUUUCUGUUUGCACUAUAACCAUGGAUGUACAGACAACUAUGUUGAUAAUGAAAAACAAAUACAAAUGGUGAUCAUGAGACAAUCUGAAUACGAACACACACAUACACACCUUCACACACAGAUUCAUUAAGUUUUUUUGUCUUUGAUUUCUUCUCUGGUUUAACUGAGUUGUGACUCUUAUAAGAAGUAAAAUGUCAAAUGUGUCAAUCGGGUGGUGAAAGGGAAAAAAAUAAGGACGACUAUGGUGAUGAGAUACA